GAGGCUAUCUGCUCACUGGGUCUUGAGCUUAAGGCAGGCCUUGCCAAGGGGAGCAUUCUUAUCCCCCACUUUUGUUGUCGGCUCCAUGGAAUUUGUGACAGGCCUGGUGCACCUCCAAGAGGAGUCUAGCUGCCCCAUCUGUUUGGAUUACUUGAAAGACCCAGUGACUAUAAACUGCGGGCACAACUUCUGUCGCUCCUGCAUCAACAUGAUGUGGAAGGAUCUAGAUGAUACCUUCCCCUGUCCUGUCUGUCGUUUUUGCUUUCAUAACAAAAGCUUCAGGAGCAAUCGCCAGCUCAGUAAUCUGACUGAAAUUGCUAAAAGACUGCAGGUCCGAAGGAGCAAGAGGAAAAGGCAGGAGUAUUCUAUGUGUGAGAAGCACAAUCAGUUUCUGACCCUGUUUUGUGGGAAGGACCUAGAGGUUUUAUGUACACAGUGCAGUUUCUCUGUUCAACACCAGAAACACUAUAUUUACCCCAUUAAGAAAGCUGCCACCUUUCACAGGAAAAUUCUAGAAUAUAGCAUUGAGCCCUUGAGGGACAAUGUGGAACGAGUUGAAAAAGUGUUAAGUCUUCAAACCAGCAAAAUAGUGGACCUGAAAAGGAAGGUAGAGGACAGGAGAGAAGAAAUCAUUUCCGAAUUUGAGCAAAUCAGACAGUUUCUACAGAAUCAGCAAGAGGCUCUUCUUAGGCAGAUGGACGAUGAAGAGAGGGACAUUCUAACAAAACUAAACGAGAACCAGAGAACAUUUUCAGGUCACGUUUCCACAUUAAAACAUCUGCUCAAGGAGGUAGAGUGCAGGUGUGUGCAGUCAGAACUGGAAUUACUGACCCAUAUUAAGGGUAUCUACAACAGGUAUCAAAAUCUAACAUAUCCUGAGCUCUUCGUAUUCCAGUUAAAGAAAUACGGAUUUAGUCUUCCUCCACAGUAUUCUGGCUUGGACAGAAUUAUCAAGCCAUUUAGAGCAGAUGUGAUGCUUGAUCUUGAAACAGCACACCCUCAGCUUAUUGUGUCUGAGGAUAGAAAAAGUGUGCGAUAUGGAAACCAAAAAAAACACCUUUGUUACAACCCGAGGAGAUUUUAUCUCUGCCCUGCUGUCCUGGGUUCGAGGAGCUUUAAUUCUGGCCGGCAUUACUGGGAGGUAGAAGUGGGAAACAAACCUAAAUGGACCUUGGGGGUGUGUCGAGACCGUUUUCCCAGGAAUUGGAGGACUUGGCCUGUAGUUGAGGGUGGAUUCUGGGCAAUUGGGCGAUACAUUGAAAGCAUUUAUGUUAUACUGGGUGGUAAGAGAACCCAACUUCUGCCUAUAGUAAGACCCAGUAAGAUUGGCAUUUUUCUGGACUGCGAGUUGGGUGAAGUUUCCUUUUACAAUAUGAAUGAUAGAUCUCUCCUCCAUAAUUUUAAUGAUUCUCUUAUAGAAGCUGUGUGUCCCUAUUUCUAUAUUGGAGUAGAUUCUGAACCUCUUAAAAUCUCUUCAGUAACAGAUGAUGAACGAUGAAGUACCUGGGAAACCGUGUCAUUUCAAUGUCUCGGGGUAACUUAGCCAGUAAAUUUAGUCUCAGUAAUUCUGGACUCUUCACGGUUUACUGCUGAAAACCAGAAUAGAUUUUUCUCCCAUUUUCAACAACUAUAAAAACAUGGUAGUAAUGCCAGUUUUAUAGAUGUUUUGGUAUCAAUGGCCAAGUGCUUUGAAGUUCUUAGAGUAUUUGAGAAUUAAAUUACUUACCAAAUCCAAGAAAAUAUUUUCUGUUGAAAUUGUAUGUAGGUUGCCUUUUAAUGAUAGUCAUUCCUUUACAGUUGAGUAAGUUGUCUUAACAGAUACCCUUAAUACAUACCUACCUUCAGUGGAUUCUUUGGUUUCUUUCCAUAAUUCUUGACACCAUAUUUCCUCUUCACUGUAUAUGUCUAUUAGUUGACACAGUUGGCUGAAUAGGUACUUAAUGAUUUUGGCCUUUUAAAGGCCCUUUCUCUACACACUUUUAAAAAAAAAAAAAAUUUCACAGAGAUUACAAAUAGGCAGAGGGACAGGCAGCGAGAGGGGGAAGCAGGCUGCCUGCUGAGCAGAGAGCCCAAUGUGGGGACCCUGAGAUAAUGACCUGAGCCGAAAAGCAGAGGCUUAAUUAAUUGAGCUACCCAGACGCCCCUCCCUACACACAUUUAUACAUACAAAUGUAUGUGUAUAAUCUGAACAGGUUUUUUCCUGGUGAACGUGGUUCUGGGUCUCACAUUCCAAUCUGAAUGAGCUACCUAUAUAUAUAGCUGUCUGUUUACUAUCCACUGUCUUGGGAAUUGUCCUCUGUUCUUAAAUUCCUUAUUGGUUUAAUCCCACGUCUUCCUGCUUGUUUUAUCUUUUCAUUUGGAGUGUCAUCCUACCCCAGAUACUUUAAAAUUGGGGGGAUUUUGCAUGUUUCGAAAUUAUUUUACUCGACAUCUACUGAGGUGACAGUUAAGCCAAAUACGUAUGGCUACAUUGGAAAUCAUACUACCUAAUCUUCAAAAGAUACUAUUCUUUCUAAGUCUGAUACUAGUCUACUGUUGAUAUUUGGGUACCAUUUUUUAGGAUGUUUUACUAAUUUUUUAAUUUUAAUUUUUAAGAUUUUCUUUUUUAUUUGACAGAAACAGGGAGCACAAGCAGUGGGAGAGGGAGAAGCAUACUUCCUGCUGAGCAGGGAGCCCUGAUGUGGGGCUCAAUCACAGGACCCUGGGAUCAUGACCUAAGCGGAAGGCAGACACUUAACUGAGCCACCCAGGCACCCCACUUAGCAUGUUUUAAAGACCUUUUUUACUCUUAGUGUUCUGAGUUUUUAUCCAUUUAUUUUGCUGAGUGGUGAGAUACUCUGUCAGGAUUAUUAAGAGAAACAACCAGUAAGAUGUACAUUUUUAAAGAAGGGUUUAUCUUAAGUGGUUGGCUCAAAUGGUAGUGGAGACCAAGAAAUCUGUGAAGACAGGCAUGGCAGGUUUUAAAACCAGCAACCUAGGGAUCCAGGGAAGACUGACUGCUGCAGUUCAAGUGUGAAGGUCAUCUCCCAGUAGAACUCCCUCUUGGCUUGUGAUAGUUCAGACUUCUGUUUUGUUCGUGCUUUCAGUAGAUUGAAUGAGGCUCUCCCACAUAAGAGGACAAUCUCCUUAAAGUCCACCAGUUUAAGUGUCAGUGUUUUCCCAAAAUCUCCCUCGGGAACAAUCAAAUAAUAAGUAUAAGAAAUUGAUUGAGCAACUUAGAAGCUAAGAAAGCGCUAUGGGUCCAGGGAAGAGUAAAUCAGUGACCAGGGGAUAAAAGUACUGUGAGUGUGUGUGUGCGUGUGCGGGCAUGUGCAUGUGGGGGUUAGCUGCCUGAACUUGGGUGGUCAGGGUAGGCAUUUUAGAGAACACAGCAGAACUUCAGAUGAGGGAAAAGCAGUGGUAGCAGGGAGAAGGGCUCAG
Mustela lutreola (European mink) is the source of this 3420-nucleotide messenger RNA. RefSeq names its product tripartite motif containing 60 (gene TRIM60). The transcript has a single exon. Gene Ontology annotation, molecular function: zinc ion binding; protein binding. The record is from RefSeq and is a predicted model, not a curated record. NCBI's taxonomy places the organism in Eukaryota, Metazoa, Chordata, Mammalia, Carnivora, Mustelidae. Bases 86 to 1498 code for a protein of 470 amino acids.